AUUUUAACAAAAGAUUUUCCCGCGGAUAUAUGUAAAUGGCGUCUAGCGUGAUGUUAGUUUGAUAUCUAACAAAUAUUUAAUGGAAUAUGACUGCUACAAAUGGUUUUUCAGAUUCGCAAGAGUCUGAUUUAUUAGGCGAAGAAGAAUAUAAAACACUAGUGAAAGAUAUUGGAUUUGUGCCCACACCCUGGAUACAAAGUGUAACGGAAGAGAUGGAGGAAAAAUAUGAUUUACCACAAUAUUUGGAAGCCGAAAUAAAGGAUGAAGAACAAGAAGAAGAAUAUUUCCAAGAACUUGAUCCUGCUAUUCCAAUAAAGGAAGAGUUUCCUGGUCGUUAUAAUUUCCAGGUUUCAUUGGGUAAUCUAGACUCCAGUAAAAAUUGGGUAUAUUCACAAGUAUUGAAAAAAGUGUUUAUCAACAUGGAAGAAACACUGCCAUUACGCUUUAAAUGGGAACCACCUGAAGAUGGUCUCCUUUUACGUACUGCCAUGGUUUUUAGUUUAGAUCAAUAUGCUAGUGAUCCAGUUAGGAGAUGUCAUAAUCAUAUGGCACCAAAUAAUCCAAGUAAUAGAGAUGUAUUACCCAGCGUGAUCAAACAUGUUGUUCGUUGUACACAUCAUCUUACCAUGUAUGAAGAAAGAAAUGAACAUUUAUCUAUAGUGACACCUCUUAAUAGACCACAACCUGGAUCACAAUAUGUUCUAGUGUGUUUUAAAUUUUUAUGUAAAAAUAGUUGUCCAUCUGGAAUGAAUCGCAGACCAACAGAGUUAAUUUUUACUUUGGAAGAUAGUAACAGAAGAAUUUUAGGUCGACAAAGACUUCCUGUUAGAGUUUGUAGUUGUCCCAAAAGAGAUAAAAAGAAAGAAGAAGCUGAAGUGUCACAACCUGAUGUAAAAAAAAGAAAAGUUUGCAUACCAGCUGGAAAAAAAAUGAUGCCUUCCUGCGAUACACAUAUAUUCAAUGUACAAUUAAGCAUUGUUGGAAAAGAAAAUUAUUUGGCUGUAUUAAAGUAUGCAUUUGAUAUUAUGGCUGGCCAAGCCAUAAAAACUGGUCAGCUUGAUUUUUUUAAGCCAUAUUUAGACGAUAUAUUACGUAAAACACCCUAAAUUUAACAUUUUAAGUUUGUACCGUUAUCUAUUGACAUAUCUUAUAAAUUUUAAUUAUAAUUUUAAUUAUUAACUUUAUCAACAUUUAACUAAAUGUUGAUUUAAAAUAAGACGAUGCUUUU
Molecule: messenger RNA, 1228 nt
Organism: Frieseomelitta varia
Lineage: Eukaryota; Metazoa; Arthropoda; Insecta; Hymenoptera; Apidae
Gene: p53
Product: cellular tumor antigen p53
Exons: 3
Coding region: 87-1106 (339 amino acids)
Biological process (GO): regulation of transcription by RNA polymerase II; apoptotic process
Cellular component (GO): nucleus
Molecular function (GO): DNA-binding transcription factor activity, RNA polymerase II-specific; RNA polymerase II cis-regulatory region sequence-specific DNA binding
Source: RefSeq, a predicted model, not a curated record